AGGCACCCUAGCACAGCCCAGCAGCUGAGAUGCCGCUAAUGCGGAAUUAACAAAUCCACAUGAGGAUUGUUUCCUUAUUUGGCAUCAAGACCGGGAUUUCGAUUCGCAGGGAGUGCGACCGCUGAGACGGUGCUUUACGUACAGGGCUGACAUGCCACUCUCGCAACUGAGUGGUUUCACCUUGGGCUGCUAGGAUCUUUUCUCUGCACCUCUAUUCUUCCGUCCUCGCUAGUCUCUCUUUCAACUCCAUAUCUUCAAUUUUCUUAUGUUAUUUUUUCUGCUUCUUGUGUUGCGACAAGACGCGUCUGCUCGUCUGUCUAAGCAGCCAUGAACUCCUCGAUGGAUAGGUACGAGUAUAGUACAUUGGAGGUGGAUACGGAGGCGCAAAACCGCCACCUCGAAGAAUCGGCGCGCGCCGCGCAGGCACCCGAGGUCAACCAGAAUGCGACCGAACAUUACAACUACCCCGAAGUUGUCGCCGGUGGCGCCCCGAAAGCAGGCAUAGAUCCUACCCUCCCUGAACCCAUCCAGACACCGGAGAAAGAAGUAUUCGGCGCAGGAGCAGCAGGAGCGGCAGCAGCAUCACCUACAAUAUGUGGAAUAAAACGGAAGUUCUUCUGGGCUUUGGUUAUUGGGGCUGUGGUGAUUGUUGUGGGGAUCGUGGUGGGUGUUACUGCAGGCGUUGUAACGAGUAGGAAAAGCAGUUCCAACUCAAGCAGCAGCAGCGAUGAUUCGACGGAUACGACAGUAAAUGGCACUGCUCUUUACGCGAAUACCAGUCUCGCGACCGCCAACUUCACAGACGGGCUCGGUAAUGAGAAUUACCUGGUGGUGUACCAAUUAAAUAAUAAAGCCAUAUACAUGUCGGCGUGGAAUUCGUCAAACAAGAAUUGGGUUGUGUCUCCCAUCGUGGACGGCAAGACAAAUAAUUUGGGCUUCGAUAGCGUGAGGAAAGGCACUGCACUGUCUCUCGACGUCUUUGCCUAUAAUGAUUCGGCCCGCGAUAUCCACGUCUACUGGCAACUUCCCGACAGCGGCGGCCUCUCCACGAUUAAAGCCCUGACCUACAACGCCGGCAAGGGCGUCUCCACACAGUCCACCAUGCCGGCGGCAAAUUGGGUCGACUCAGCCGCCGCGAACAACUACAUCUCGACCGCCGGCUCCUCGCUCGUCUCGUACGGGAAGGCGUGCGACCUGUGCAACCAGUACACGUACCUGUACUGGCAGGCGUCGGGCGGGAUCAAAGCAGCGAGCUACCAGAACGACAGCAGCGGGUGGGACAGCGACAACAGCGUGAUCUCGGCGGGGAUCUCGGCGCCGGCGGAGAACAGCUCGCUGGCGCAGGCGUACGUCGCCGCCGCCACCGUCGACGGCCACCGCAGCAUGAACAUCUUCUACCGCGCCACCACGAGCGCGCUGUCGCAGAUCGUCAACGGCGACGGCAUGUACGUCGGCGCCUACCCGGGCCGCGACAUCGGCGCGGGCACCACGAUCGCCGCCUUCUCUACCGGCUUCAAUGAGACCAGCUCGAAUAUCACGGAUCACUUGGGCUUCCAGGUCUUGACGAUGGAUCCUACUGCGGACGACGGCGUCCAGCUCACUUACUACAAGGGGAGUACCUGGACCGCGGCUACCAACGAGGUUUCGUCGUUGUCGGAUUGCAAGGAGCUCGGGACUAUGGUCGCUAACCACGCGCGGAGGGUGUAUUGUCUGGUUUCUAGCGGGAGCGGCGUGGAUAUUGUCGAGUAUGCGUGGCAGGGCGACCCGAACGAUACGUCGACAUAUUCGAAUUAUACCAAGAUCGGGACCGUGGGCAUUACUGCUUCAUAAUAGAUAUCAAUAAAUAAAUAAAUAGGGGUAUAGAGAGCGCAUUGUAUAUAACACAAGUUAAAUUCAGCCGUAAGGUAUUUAGGUAGCGUACAUUACACCGUAGUAUACGGUCUUUGCGAGUCAAUGAAGACACAAAUUUCUAUGGA
This is a messenger RNA of Annulohypoxylon truncatum, 1976 nucleotides long. RefSeq lists its product as uncharacterized. The transcript is spliced from 2 exons. NCBI's taxonomy places the organism in Eukaryota, Fungi, Ascomycota, Sordariomycetes, Xylariales, Hypoxylaceae. Bases 328 to 1830 code for a protein of 500 amino acids. The record is from RefSeq and is a predicted model, not a curated record.